CCCAGAUGACCAGUAUGGUUCGUGCAACUCACGACGAUCAGAUUGGCCCCGGAUCGGAUCGCGGCGGUGCCAGUGAGAAAUCGGCAACGAACCCAGCAAAAUGUGCUUGAAGCUCGAUCCCACGUAAUGAGAACUCGAAUUGUGCACGGGCACAUUUGAUUGCCAUGGCAGCGCUCGUUCGUCUUAAACGUGGGAGCGUCCAGUUGAGACAUGCGGCGCUGGAAAUGAAAGCUGCCGUGCGAGCGCGACACAUAGUAGCUGCGCUCGUUGCAGUAGGAUUUGCACUCUGUGGCGCAGUUGAAGUCAGCUCAUCGGUUGCAUUGCUCGCGAAUCAGAAAGACAAUCAUGCCAUCAUCGACACAUCGUGGCACUGCGACAUGCUGGUCAACAUCAGUAGUCGCAAUCGAACAGAGGACUUCGAAGUCAUACUUUUGGAGUUACCACCGGAAGAGCGUACAGAAUCCAUAAUGAGGGAAGCUUUUUUAUGGGGACAAGUGGCUGGGCCAAUCUUAGGCGGAUGUUUAGUAUGGGGAAGAUCAGGUCCAUCCAUGGUGUUCUCACGUGCGGUUCUUAGCGCUUGUUUGGCUUCUCUAUUGGUCCCAGCCGCGUGGAGAGGUCCGUCCCACGUAGCUCUUCGCCUCUUUCAGGGUCUAUGUACAGGCGCGACCAUGCCCGCUGCACACAUGUUCGCUAUGACCUGGUUUAAGAGCAAUCAUAGAAGCUGGUACUUCAGUUGUUACGCUGCCGUCAGCGUUGGAUACUGCCUCACAGGGUGGUUAGGUACAGCCGUCGUUCGAAGCUUCGGCCGGGAUUCUCUUUGCUAUGGUCUCGUUAUAAUUGCGCUGUGUUGGUAUUUCGCAUUUGGCCGGUUCGUCAAGGACACUCCUAAAUCCUAUCAGCACGAUACAAACGCAGCUGUGAUUCCAUGGGGAAAAUUGCUUCGUUCGGUUCCUGUUUGGGCAUCAGCCGUGGCAACCAUGGGCAACCAAUGGGGCGAUGCGACCCUUGCAUUAGGCAUGACGAAGUAUCUAAAACUCAUCUACGGAUUCUCCACAGCUAAUGAUUCCGUUUUAACGACGUUACCUCACAUUGGUCAUUUCAUGGCUGCGUUAACGUGCGGCCUCCUCGUGGAUCACGUUCGCGAAUCUAAAAUAGUUUCAACGACCACAGCGAGAAAGUUGGUCGUUUACACAGCUCAUUUUAUUCCCGCGGCCCUACUGUUCGUCGCUGGCUACGCUGGUUGCCAAGCAUUAGGCGCAGCAUGGUUAGGUAUAGCCGCUCUCCUGGUCUCCGGAACUGCACCAGCAGGUGCAUUAGCAGCGAUAGCGGAUCUUGCACCUGUAGAGUCUCCAGCCUGCGCUGCAGCAGCGUGUGCUUUGUGCUCUACUCUAGGAGCAGCGGGCUUGUUGGCUGCCAAUUACUUUGUUACUCAAGCUCUUCACGGCUCUAUUGCAGGUUCGUGGCGAUUAGUUUUUGGUGUGGCGUCCGUAGUUUUGUUAACGACUGCAGCAGUGUUUUUGGCGCUCGGCAAAGGCACACCACAACCGUGGAUUCCCUCCGUUGCUCGACCACGAAGUCACGACGCAAUUUACGAACAGGACGCCCUGGAACUCGAUUACGAGGACGUGGGUGUACAAACGGAGCCUUUCAGUCCCUAUCCGCUGGAAGACGAUGUCGAGAGUGUGAAAAAUGUCCCUCGUUCUGCCUCGGUUCACUCGAAAGUUUCGCUUGCGUCCAAUUAAACACGCCAUCGUCGCUUAGAAUUUUUAUAUUUGUAUAAAUAAUCGAUUAAAGUCGUACGAAUGUUGGAAAAUGCUCGUCGCAUUACUGACGACAGAUACCGAAGAUUGUAUAUAAAAUUGAUUAAUGAGAAGAUUGUAUAAGGUGGUUCACCGUCUACUUGAAUAUCGAUUCACUUUUAUUCAAGUGUGGUGAACGUAAUAAUUUAUGUAAAAACAAGUACAGUAGUAAGAAUAA
Hylaeus volcanicus is the source of this 1977-nucleotide messenger RNA. Its product is annotated as sialin-like. The record is from RefSeq and is a predicted model, not a curated record. Lineage: Eukaryota; Metazoa; Arthropoda; Insecta; Hymenoptera; Colletidae. Gene Ontology annotation, cellular component: plasma membrane. Gene Ontology annotation, biological process: transmembrane transport; monoatomic anion transport. The coding region runs from base 165 to 1742 and encodes 525 amino acids. The transcript has 9 exons. Gene Ontology annotation, molecular function: transmembrane transporter activity.